This is a messenger RNA of Malaya genurostris, 723 nucleotides long. RefSeq lists its product as uncharacterized. NCBI's taxonomy places the organism in Eukaryota, Metazoa, Arthropoda, Insecta, Diptera, Culicidae. Bases 12 to 584 code for a protein of 190 amino acids. The record is from RefSeq and is a predicted model, not a curated record. The transcript has 3 exons.
GGAUGUUGUAAAUGGAAGGAAAAUAUUCAGUGCUGCUCUUGUUAUUAGGCCUAAUCAGCUAUGUUCGAGGAUUACGUGUCAACAUAACCAUGUUCGACAAUUGUCAAGACAUGGCUCUUUCCUACGAUAAACUGCAUGCAGCAGUAACCAAGGUUACGUACGACAGGGAUGAUGAAGGUCUCUGCAAUACUAUGCAUAUCGAGUAUCGCAUCGCAAAUGACAACUAUGGCAUCGAGGAUGAAUUGCUUCUUACCACAUAUAAGUGUCCGCUUGGCACUGACACCGUCUGUCUCGAUAAUCCCCAAGAAUACAGGGAGAUCCUACAUUGUGACAGAUUCCAUACGGACAACACAGGACCUUGGUAUAUGUUCGCCAUUGCUAUGACCAAUGGAGAUCGCUGUGGACAGGAGAAGGGUACCUUCAAUAUUGAUCAAUCAGUGCUUAAGUUGGAUUAUCUUCAUAAAUAUAUCGAAAUGGGAAAAGGAAGCUAUCGACUGCGCAUGUUAUUCCACGAGCAUAACACCGAAAUAGUCGAGAAGAACAUAAAAACUUGCAUUGAAAUGGAUUUUCUUGUGAUUGAUUAAAACUUUGAAGCCAAUAUAGCUUUGUUAAUAUAUAUUUGAGGUAAUAUUAUGUUAGGAUUUAUUUUAAAUGGAACAAUAUUGCAGUAAAAUUAUAUUAUCACAGAAUAUAAGUAUUUUAUGAACACAUAAUUACAUAGCA